UCGGUUGGAGAGUUCAGCGUGAAAAGUGUGACGUCAGUGUGUUGGGGGCUGGAAGAAUUGACGUGGCAUAGAAGUAUUUUAUAAUUAAUUCUAUAUUCUUUCAUAAAUAAAGUGGAAAUAAAUUAAAGACGUUUUGUUCAAUACAUUUUCCUCUAUCCUUUAAUCAUGGGACUGUCACUUUCAUCGUUAUUUAACCGCCUGUUUGGUAAAAAGAACAUGAGAAUUCUUAUGGUUGGUCUGGAUGCUGCUGGAAAGACAACAAUUUUAUACAAGCUGAAAUUGGGUGAGAUCGUAACAACCAUUCCAACAAUAGGUUUUAAUGUGGAGUCAGUAGAAUAUAAAAAUAUCAGUUUUACAGUAUGGGAUGUAGGUGGUCAGGAUAAAAUUCGACCAUUGUGGAGGCAUUACUUUCAAAAUACUCAGGGUCUCAUAUUUGUGGUUGACAGUAAUGACAGAGAGCGUUUAGCUGAAUCAAAAGAUGAGCUGACCAAAAUGCUCCAGGAAGAUGAAUUGAGAGACGCUCUUCUUUUGGUGUUUGCCAAUAAACAAGACCUUCCAAAUGCAAUGUCUUGUGCAGACAUUACAACUGCUCUUGGUCUUCAAAAUAUGAGAAACAGAAAAUGGUACAUCCAGGGAGCCACAGCAACCCAAGGCACUGGACUCUACGAAGGAUUGGACUGGCUGUCCAGUGAACUCUCCAAGUGAUCCUCAUCUCAUGUUUAGACAACACACCAUCAUUGACUGGGUUUUUAUAAAGUUUCAUCACCCUGAAUCUUAAUGUUGACAAUUGUUUAGUCAAAUCAUCAUGUUCUGACUGCCUUUGGCUUCUUGACAUCUUAGAGUUAAUUUUCUUCUAUUUUAUUUUUUAAAAAAAGACGUAUACUUACAUUUUUGUUUUCUGGGUCUGUUUUCUAACUUAGUAAGAUCAGAGUGAAUGUCAAAGUAUUAGUUUGUAAAACUCCAGUUGUCAGGAUUGAUGUGGCAAGAAGUCUUAUAGGAAAGCUUUGGUCUCUCUGCUGUCUCAUAAGGUAGUAGAACCCUGUCUUAUUGUUUUAUUCCUUCCUGUGCACACAAAAAAUAGCAUUUUGGGAUCAUAAGGAGGAACUCAGGACAUUGUCAACACUACCAAUCAAUUCAUUACCAAUAUUUGGCUUUUCCUCUUAGUUGGUGACAGUUGCUUGUAUAUCUGAUGUUCAGUCAACUGGAGAUUUACUAAACAUUGUACUUGUCUAGUGAUAGAGAUCACUGCUUCAAUUUCAUGAUACUUUUUCUUUUGAUUUUAUGGACAGAUGACAUUCAAACUAUCCAAAGGUAUCAUUGCUUUCUAUAGACAUAUUUAUAUAUAUAUAUAAUGAUGACUUCUUUCAUUUUGUUUUUUCUUGUACAAAAUACCGUUUAAGGAAUGAAAAUAAGAUAUUUUGUUUUAUUUAUAGGGGAAGUUUUUGUGUGCAAUAAAAGACAUUCCCCUGGGCUGCAUGAAUAAAUUUUUUUUAACAAAACAAUAUCAGUUGCCUUUAUUUUUUUUAUUUUUUUUCCUGUAAACAUUUCUUUCAUUCAAAUUUAUUCUUAAGGUGAUUUGUAUUUCAUAUAAAUAACGAAUAUGUUGGAGUUGGUGCUCCAUAUAUUUUUUCUUCUUGGUGAUGAUAAAAAUUCAGUUAAUGUAAAUGAACACAUUUUUUUUUUGUCCAUUUGUUUAAUCAGUUUGAGAAAGGGACUGCAUUUGAUCUGUGAGUACAAAUGUAAGUUGUGGUAGUCUGUAUGGUUUGACUAGGAUGGCUUUUGUAUGAGAAAUUCCAAUGGGUGUAAUAGUUGAUUUGUUUCACCGUCUUUCUAGUCUAUUGGUCUUAAUAUUAUGUUCUUUUUACCAGGACUGGACUGAUCUCUUGUAGAAAUAUGUUAGUGUUUAAAGUUGUUAUCUGUCAACUUCUUAAUACUUAUCCACCUAAUCUAUACUGUCACAUGUUAUGAGUUUUAGUGUUAUAGUGCUCUUUUUAUUCUUCAUUCUGGGCUGAAAAUAGUUUCAUAUUCCAUGUCAGCACAGAGUCAUGGGAUGUAUGCAUCAUGCAAAGAAGGGAUUAGUUUGACAGUAUACACAUGUGAAUGUAUUUCUUUGUUUAGAUAGUCUUGCCACAUGUUUAACUGGCCUUCUUUUGAUGUUUGAAUGGGCUUCACUUUUCCUAUCCAGCACCUUUUUGUUUUGACUUUUAAUGAAAUCACAUACUGCUUUGUUUGUUGACUUCAUAUGGACCAAUCAAAGUUAUUGUUCACUGUUCAAAACAAAAUAUUGAUCAGAAAGGGAUUUUUUGGUUCCUAAUGACCCAACUAAAGAGAAAAAGAUUUGGGUACGAAUCAUUUAGUUUCACUUUGUUGUUGUUGUUCAAAGUGCUGGCAAUGUGGGACAUCUUAGGGAAAUUCUCCACUAAGGAUUAUUCUUGGUAGCUUGAAGCUGGAGCCUUUGAAAUAAUAUUUUCUUCCAAGCUCACACUGAAACUAAAAUUUAAAUAUGGAAUAAAUUGAAUUAAUAAAGACAUUUUUUUUUUGUUUUAAAUAUAACAUAAACCUAUUAUCUAAGUCUACUAGGGACAUCAGGCACGACAUGGCCUAAAUUGUGCCGAUGUGCCUCAAAUCAACAAUCAAUCAAUCAAUCUACUAGGGACAUUCAUGAAAUGUUUAGUGUUUCCUAACAUGGGAGGUAAACUUAUGUGAAUAGAAUUAGUAAGCCACUUCAAAGAAAUAAAAUGUAGGCUCAUGACACUUGCAUCAAUUAAUUUCAACUUUCACAUUCACUUGAAAAAGUGUAUCACCUGUAUGGAACUAGCCUAAAAAAAGAAAGAUUGUUUUUGACAUGUUUAUCUUACUAUGGUCUCUCAUAUUUCAACAAGAAAGUCUCACUAUCUAAGCAUAAAUAUCUCUAAUGGUAAUUUAAUCCUUUGGACCCAAUGUCAGCUUUAUAUCAUAGACCCAAUACACUACCUAGAUGAAAUUGUUUAGGCUAAUGGACUGAUUUUUUUUUUUAAAUUAUGAUUUGAAUCAAUAGAUCAUAGAACUUAGCUAAUUGCCAACUUUAUUUAUAGUGCACUUGAUUGUUUUAUUUUGAAAUGUAUAAAGUCCACCAGCGCUGGGAACAGAUGAGUUGAUACCACGCUACGGAAUGUCAUACUUUAUGUUUUUCUAGGUAUUAGUUGAUGUAUUUUUUGUUUCUAAUAUAGAAUUGAGAGUUUAUUGAUGCUGUAUAUUUUUGGCGAGAGAAGUGCUAUGUGAGUUACUAGAAGUUGAACCCUGUAUUAACCUAAUUUGUUUGUACAGUAGUCUUGUGGUACUGCACAGAAAAACAUUAUAAAAGGGAUAUAACUCAA
Messenger RNA from Biomphalaria glabrata, 3356 nucleotides. RefSeq names its product ADP-ribosylation factor 4. The coding region runs from base 166 to 705 and encodes 179 amino acids. The record is from RefSeq and is a predicted model, not a curated record. Gene Ontology annotation, cellular component: cytoplasm; plasma membrane. Gene Ontology annotation, biological process: intracellular protein transport; vesicle-mediated transport. Lineage: Eukaryota; Metazoa; Mollusca; Gastropoda; Planorbidae. The transcript is spliced from 6 exons. Gene Ontology annotation, molecular function: GTPase activity; GTP binding.